Molecule: messenger RNA, 1740 nt
Organism: Adineta ricciae
Lineage: Eukaryota; Metazoa; Rotifera; Eurotatoria; Adinetida; Adinetidae
Source: the annotation of a GenBank genome assembly
AUGAGCUGCAAUUCUUCAGUACAUGGUCAAUGGUUAUGCCGUCGUUGUUUUCUUUCACCCUCGAAGUCAGUUCAAUGCGUUCUAUGUCCGAAUCGUUUCGGUGCUUUUAAACAAGUGGAUGAUGGCGAACGCUGGGCACAUGUCGUCUGUGCUAUAUGGAUACCUGAAGUUCACUUUGCCAAUACUGUUUUCCUCGAACCUAUAUGCAAUAUCAAUCAGAUACCGACAGCACGUUGGCGAUUCACAUGUUACAUCUGCAAACAAAAGAAUGUCGGCGCAUGUAUCCAAUGUGCAAUUCGAUCAUGUUGUACAUCGUUUCAUGUGACAUGUGCUCAGCAAGCUGGUCUCUACAUGGAAAUCGAUGAGAAUGACGAGAACGAAUCGGUUGCUAAUGAAGAUGUAUCAAAUAGUGCAUCGACGAAUAAGUACAAGAAACAACCACCAAAAGGAUCGACACGUUCACCACCACCGAUUCGAAGACGUGCGUACUGUCAUCAUCAUACUCCAAUAGAAAUGAUCCGAUCGAAAACAAAAGGACGAACUAAAAGAGAUGAAAGUGAAGAGGAAGCACUAGAACGUAUACAAAAAGAACGUAUGAAAACGGCACGAAAGAUUCUAGCUGAACGACGAAAAUGUGACCGUUCUGUAUCUGUACCCGUCGUACCAAAAGAAAAAAUGGAGGCUGUAUUGAGUAAAGUCACUUUUUCGGACCGUGAUAACUUUUUCAAACGGAUUCAAGCCUAUUGGACGCUGAAACGUAUGUCGAGAAGUGGUGUACCAUUACUGAAACGCCUACAAAAUCAACGAUCAACAAAGAAAAAAUCCAAUCAAGGUCAAGAGUACACUGAUAAGCAAUUAUCUCAACAGAUGGUUCAAUGGCGUCGACUUCGACAAGAUCUAGAGCGAACACGACUUCUCGUUGAAUUAAUUCGUAAACGUGAAAAAUUGAAACGUGAUUUAAUUAAAAUUGAUCAACAAGUACUCGACUAUCAGAUACGUCCAUUAAAUGUCUUUCUUCAUCAUUUACUUGAACAAUUAGAACAUCUUGACGAUAAUCAUUAUUUCGCCAGUCCGGUUGACGAGACCGAAGUACCAACUUAUUAUAAAUUCAUCACGCAUCCAAUGGAUUUUUCUACUAUGAAGAAGAAAAUCGAUCGGGAUGAAUAUUCCAAUUUAGAUCAAUUCGAAAAUGACUUCGGUCUAAUCAUAAAAAACUGUCAUUUUUUCAAUGAAGCAAAAUCACCGUUCUAUAGAGCAGCAUCAAAACUACGUGAUAAAGGUCUGAAUGUAUUGAAACAAGCGCGACGAGUUUAUGAAACUACACAUUAUGAUUCGGAAACUGGUCAACUCAAAGAAGAAUCGGCUGCAGAAGAUCUGAACAACACAUUUGAAGACCGUCUGGAAGUUUUACUCGAACGAUUGAAAGAAUAUCAAGCGAUCGAACCACGAUCUAAACAUGUUGCUAAUUUGAAAAAACAAAUUGCUCAAGUACGUCGAACAAUAACAAAAAAUCUUUCAAGUUCAUCUGUAAAUAAUACAACUAACAAUGAUGAAUCGAUACCACUACGAACAAUGAACGAUGAAUCAAUGGAGACGAUUUCAUCGUUGUCACCUAAUGUUUCAUCGUUGAAUGUAACGAAAAAUCAAUCGGAACUAGUUGAUAUGCAAUCAACGUUGCAGAUUGAAAAGUCCAAACUAGUCGAAUCCAAAAACGAAUCAGAUGAUAAUAGCACUGAAUAG